AGAAGAGACCAGACACAGAGGACUGGAGAGAAGAGACCAGACACAGAGGAGUGGAGAGAAAAAGAGUAGGAAGACAGAGGAAGCCACAGAAAGAGGAAGAGACAAGAGGAACACCAGACCGAAGUCCCAGUGACUCAGGCUCUACACUGAAGACUUCUAGAUCCUGAACCUGUGUUAUCAAGGAGCCUCCGUCCUCCUCCCACCCUGUGUGUGUGUGUGUGUGUGUGUGCACCCCUUUCCCUCCUCGUCCCACCCACCAUCACGUCCACCAUGCUGUGGACUGUUCCCCUAGCUCUGCUGGUUCUCCUCUUACUGCAGACCCAGCUAUGUGUCUGUCUACGGGGGCUCCGAGCAGCCGGCUCUUCCUCCUCUCGCUCUCGUAAUGCCACCCAGCAGCGCCUGCCUGGAGCCGUCAUCAUCGGCGUGCGUAAAGGUGGCACCAGGGCCCUUCUAGAGAUGCUCAACCUCCAUCCGGACGUAGAGGUUGCCAAAGCUGAGGUGCACUACUUCAACGUGGAAGAGCACUUCCGGCGGGGGCUGGCGUGGUACCGUGCCCAGAUGCCCUUCACCCUGCCUGGGCAGCUGACGGUGGAGAAGACUCCUGGAUACUUUGCCUCUCCCCACGUCCCAGUGCGGGUCUGGGAGAUGAAUCCUGCUGUCCGACUACUGCUGAUAGUCCGCGACCCCGCCGAGCGCCUCGUCUCCGACUAUACCCAGGUCCUUCAUAACCGUGUGACCCGCCACAAGCCCUACCAGCCUCUAGAGGAGUUGCUGCUCCGGCAGGGCCACAUCGACCCGGCCUACAAGGCUCUGCAGAGGAGCCUGUACCACCAGCACCUGGCCCGCUGGCUGGAUGUAUUUCCCAGGGAGCAGGUCCAUGUGGUGGAUGGAGAGGCCCUCAUCAGACACCCCUUCCCGGAGCUCCGCAGGGCUGAGAGGUUCCUGGACCUUCCCCCGCGCAUUGCUCCCUCCAACUUCUACUUCAACACCACUAAAGGGUUCUACUGCCUCCUCUCUGCCGGGGGACAUGACAAGUGUCUGGAUGAGUCCAAGGGGAGGCCCCACGCUCCUCUCAGCUCACAGGCCUUCAGGAAGCUGUGUGGAUACUUCAGAGAACCCAACAGGCUGUUCUUUGAGAUGGUGGGUCGCUCCUUCAGCUGGUGUUGAACUGAUUGGGACAGAGCACAGAGAGAGGAGAUAGAGAGGGUACAUUGGAGAUAUUGGCCCAUAAUAACAAUAUUUGUUAUCAUAAUUCUGUUGGCUUGCUUGGUUGAUUGAUGGUCCUGUGUGUGACUCAGUUGGUAGAGCAUGAUGCUUACAAUGCCAAGAUUGUGGGUUCAAUUCCCACUGGGGUCUGGUAUGGAAAGAAAAUGCAUGCACUCACAACUGUAAUACGCUGUGGAUAAGAGUAUUUGCUAUAUGACUAAAAAAUGAUUGGUUGGAUGUUUUAAUUUGUGUUUAUUGAUGGGUGAGUGGGUGGAUUAAUCAGUUUCAGGUAGAUGAGAGAUGUGAGGACUACUGCUGCACACAUAGGACUUUAGAGAUCUCUGUGUUUUAAAUGUACUGUCAAUGAGCUUCUGCAAGCCAGGCUGAAACCCUGGGAGUAAGCAGCAUCCCAAGCAAAGACUGUAUAAGAUGACAAGCCCUCAAUGAGGGACACACACAUGAUGUGCAUAUUCAAUAUGGCUGCUCCACCCAUCACAGAUUAGAACCAUGACUUGAAUACGAGACCAUUCUAGUGAUUCAAUGUUUAUGCUACUACCUGCUGGAGAACAUGAACUGAAGUGCCCGUUCUGUGAUACUGUAUACCUGGUGGUCCUAAAACUUCCUGAUCAUCACUCCUCCUGGUGCCUGUCACGUGAGCCUUUGCUCCAGGGAUGAACACUGUCUGAUGCACAAACUGCCAUCAAAUCAAGUGUCAGAAAGGAACUACAAUAACCUGUGCCAUACAAUUGUAUCAUGAACAAUCAGGACACAUAUAUAACUCUUGAAAUACAAUAUCUGUAGCUCCUGCUUCGUACUUUUGACGUUCAUUAAAAUGAGUUCUAGAAGAGACACUUAGAAGAAACAGAUGAGUUCUAGAACAGACACUUAGAAGAAACAGAUGAGUUCUAGAACAGACACUUAGAAGAAACAGAUGAGUUCUAGAACAGACACUUAGAAGAAACAGAUGAGUUCUAGAACAGACACUUAGAAGAAACAGAUGAGUUCUAGAACAGACACUUAGAAGAAACAGAUGAAUUCUAGAACAGACACUUAGAAGAAACAGAUGAGUUCUAGAACAGACACUGUUAAAACCUUAAAAGGAUCGUCCCCUUUUUUUUCCAAUUUUCAUCGAAAAUUACAUACCCAAAUCUAACUGCCUGUAGCUCAGGACCUGAAGCAAGGAUAUGCAUAUUCUUGGUACCAUUUGA
Messenger RNA from Oncorhynchus tshawytscha (Chinook salmon), 2414 nucleotides. RefSeq names its product heparan sulfate glucosamine 3-O-sulfotransferase 1-like. The transcript is spliced from 5 exons. The record is from RefSeq and is a predicted model, not a curated record. Lineage: Eukaryota; Metazoa; Chordata; Actinopteri; Salmoniformes; Salmonidae. Gene Ontology annotation, molecular function: [heparan sulfate]-glucosamine 3-sulfotransferase activity. The coding region runs from base 271 to 1167 and encodes 298 amino acids.